Messenger RNA from Eutrema salsugineum, 851 nucleotides. Its product is annotated as nicotinamidase 2. The record is from RefSeq and is a predicted model, not a curated record. Bases 137 to 730 code for a protein of 197 amino acids. The transcript has a single exon. NCBI's taxonomy places the organism in Eukaryota, Viridiplantae, Streptophyta, Magnoliopsida, Brassicales, Brassicaceae.
ACUUGGGCUAGGCCCACUUUAUAUAACACUGGGCCCAAUAAUUUUGGCCCAAUAAUCGUAACUAGAAACUUCAACCCUCUCUGUCUUCAGUUCCCAAAGUAGUGUAUCUCCACCGAACAAGAAGAGCGGCAAAAAAAUGGCUUCAUCGUCGAGAAAGUACGAGACAAGAAAGCGAGACCCGAAUCCCCAAAACGCAGCUCUGCUCGUCAUCGAUAUGCAGAACUACUUCUCCUCCAUGGCCAAGCCCAUCCUCCUCAACGCUCUCACCACCAUCGACCUCUGCCGACGCGCCUCUAUCCCCGUCUUCUUCACGCGCCACAUCCACAAAUCCGCUACUACUGACCUCGGCAUGCUCGGCGAGUGGUGGAACGGCGAUAUCAUCCUCGACGGAACCACCGAUUCCAAGAUCAUCCCGGAGAUCGAUCGCCAGGUAAGCGGACCAGACGAGGUCGUGGAGAAGAGCACGUACGGCGCGUUCCACAACACGCGUCUCCAGGAAAAGCUGGUGGAGAUCGGGGUUGAGGAGGUGAUCGUGAUUGGAGUGAUGACGAAUCUGUGCUGUGAGACGACGGCGCGUGAGGCGUUUGUGAGGGGUUAUAGGGUUUUCUUCUCGACGGACGCGACUGCGACGGUUAAUCAGGAGCUUCACGACGCGACUCUCAUGAAUCUUGCUUAUGGCUUCGCUUAUCUCGUCGAUUGCGAAAGACUCAGGCGAGGGCUUUUUAUGUAAUAUAUAAGAUUGUCGUCUAAAUAGUUUUGUAUCAAAAGUACGUACUCUUUCGUUACAUGAUAUCGAUAUUAAUUUCUUUUAUAUGUUAUGUUAACAAUAAAUCAAUAAAAAAAUGUGUGUU